Lactuca saligna is the source of this 849-nucleotide messenger RNA. NCBI's taxonomy places the organism in Eukaryota, Viridiplantae, Streptophyta, Magnoliopsida, Asterales, Asteraceae. The record is from the annotation of a GenBank genome assembly.
AACUGUUCUUGCUAGACCUAGUCCAAAUAUACUCUUUCCUAAGACCUAAUUAUCCAACAUAUUAAGCUCGAGCCAGAUUUAGUACAGUCGAGCAUAUGCAAAAGAUUGCAGAAACAGCAAGAAAACUUGGAAUUCUGGUGAUUGCAGACGAAGUUUGUGCUAUGCCCAUCAAGUCUUCGGAGAAAAACCAUUUAUCCUCAUGGGAGUAUUUGGUGCAAUAGCGAUCGUUCCUGGGUGGCGUUUUGGAUGGAUUGCAGUAACUGCUCCAAUAUUUUUCACAAAACUAGGGUUUAAUUUUCUCUCUACAACAAUCAUUCUUUCUAAUCAAAUUCUUGCAUGUCCACACAAUCCCGAGGGAUCUACGUUUGUCAUGGUGCAGUUAAAUCUAUCAGGGUUUUAUGAUGUAGUUGAUGAUACAGACUUCUGUGUGAAGUUGGCUAAAGAGGAAUCCAUGAUCCUUCUACAGGGGUAUGCUGUUGGCUUAAAAAACUGGCUUCUAGUGAGUUUUGCAGCAGAGCCAAAAGUACUAGAAGAUGCAAUUGGGAGGCUGAAAGCGUUUUGUUUGAGGCAUGCAAAACAUCAUUAGGACAAUACAUGGGACAGUUGAUGAUUGGAAUACCAAAAGUUGUCCAAAUGGUUGUAAGAUAUUAUUUCUCUUGUUGACAGGUAGUAUUUUCAUUUCGAUUUGUAUCUAAUAUUAUAGUUCAAUCUACGCUGAAUACAUGUAUUAAGAAAUGAGUGUAUGGUAUCCCAUUCGCAGUACACAUUUUGGGAUGUGGUCGUUUAGUGUUUGUCAAAUACACUAGCAAAACUAUAUAAUAAUUUUCUCAUAUCAAUAAUUGAGCAACC